AUGCGGUCAACCCAGGCAAAACUUUCUCUGCUUCGUUCCUUUAUCGGCUUCUCCGUCUUUGUCAAGCUCCUUUUUACGGGGCUAGGCAUAGACAAUGCCAUAACUACGUCGAAGAAUACAUCUUUCCAGGCCAGUGGCAGGCGUCGUUUCAUGGAUACGAGUGCUCCUUAA
This is a messenger RNA of Beauveria bassiana ARSEF 2860, 171 nucleotides long. RefSeq lists its product as uncharacterized. The coding region runs from base 1 to 171 and encodes 56 amino acids. NCBI's taxonomy places the organism in Eukaryota, Fungi, Ascomycota, Sordariomycetes, Hypocreales, Cordycipitaceae. The transcript is spliced from 2 exons. The record is from RefSeq and is a predicted model, not a curated record.